CUCUCGCAGCUGGAACAAGCAGGAGGCAGAUUCUGAACGACGCUCCGAACAAAGACAACAUGGCGCCUGGUGCCAAAAGCGCCGCAGCGCGUGGCAAGCCAUCCAAGGCCAACACCGAAGCUCGGUCGCUUAAGAGGAAAAGAGACCAGGACGAUGUCGAGAAGUUGCGGAAGGCCGUCGACGAACUUGAUAUCAAGUCGCCAGAUAUCAAGAGCUUUACCGACCUCCCCCUCUGCUCUGCCACCUUUGCCGGCCUCCGCGCCUCCCACUUCGAGACCCUCACCGAUGUCCAAAAAGUCGCCAUUCCCCUGGCACUGAAGGGCAAAGACAUCCUUGGCGCCGCCAAAACUGGCAGCGGCAAGACGCUGGCCUUCCUCGUCCCCGUGCUUGAAGCCCUCUACCGCGCGCAAUGGACCGAGCUCGACGGCCUUGGUGCCCUCAUCAUCAGCCCGACCCGAGAGCUGGCAGUCCAAAUAUUCGAGGUCCUGAGGAAAAUUGGCCGAAAACACACCUUCUCCGCCGGCCUAGUCAUUGGAGGAAAGAGCCUACUCGAAGAGGCUGAACGAUUGGGGAGGAUGAACAUCCUAGUCUGCACUCCUGGGCGCAUGCUGCAGCACCUUGACCAGACGGCCGGCUUCGACGUCAACAACUUGCAGAUCCUGGUACUGGACGAGGCCGACCGCAUCAUGGACAUGGGGUUCCAGUCGGCAGUCGAUGCGCUUGUCGACCAUCUGCCCAAAGACAGGCAGACCCUACUAUUCAGCGCUACACAGAGCAAGAGGGUGUCCGACCUGGCGCGCCUUAGCUUGAAGGACCCGGAGUACGUGUCGGUGCACGAGGAGGCUACAUCGGCGACACCUAUAAACCUACAGCAGCACUAUAUCGUCGUGCCGCUGGCGGAGAAGUUGGAGACGCUAUGGGGCUUCUUGCGGGCCAAUCUCAAGAGCAAGAUAAUCGUGUUUUUAUCCUCGGGCAAGCAGGUCCGAUUCGUGUACGAGAGCUUUAAGCGCAUGCAGCCCGGCAUCUCGCUGCUGCAUCUCCACGGGCGGCAAAAGCAACUAGCGCGGCUCGAAGUCACAUCACGCUUUGGCGCGGCAAAGUUUGCCUGCCUCUUUGCGACAGACGUCGUGGCUAGAGGCGUGGAUUUCCCCGCCGUGGACUGGGUCAUCCAAGCGGACUGCCCCGAGGACGCCGACACCUACAUCCACCGCGUCGGGAGAACGGCCAGGUACGAAAGCAAAGGCAAGGCCGUCUUGUUCCUCGAACCUACGGAGCUAGCGUUCCUGAAGCGGCUCGCGCACAAGAAGGUGCCGAUCCAAAAGGUGAACGUCAAGGAGACCAAGAAAAAGAGCAUCACAGACCAACUGCAGAGUCUCUGUUUCCAGUCACCCGACCUCAAGUACCUCGGCCAAAAGGCCUUCAUCUCCUACACGCGCUCAAUCCACCUCCAAAAAGACAAAGAGGUUUUCAAGUUUAAGAAGCUGGACCUGGACGCCCUCGCUGCGAGCAUGGGUCUGGCUGGAGCACCACAGAUUAAGUUCCAGAAGGGAGAGGACGUCAAGAGGCUAAAGAACGCGUCGCGCGAGGCUAUGUCGAGCGGGUCCGAGAGCGACCACGAGGGCGGCGAGGGCAAGAAAUCCAAAAAGGACGAGGUGCGCACCAAAUACCAGAAGAUGGCGGAGCGGCAGAACCAAGACGUGCUGUCGAGCCAUUACCGGAAGCUUCUGGGCGAUGACGACGAGAACAACAAUGGCGAGGAGGUCGAUGAGCAAGACUUCCUCGCGGUCAAGCGCGUGCUGGGCGACGACGACCUGGACAAGGCGGCCGAGGACGGCACCAAAGACCAGGCCAUGCCCAAGGUUAUCCAGCUGGGCAAGUCGGAGCUGGUUAUCGACUCGAACCGGCGCGAGAAGCUGCUCAAAUCCAAAAAGAAGCUGCUCAAGUUCAUGGAUAAGCCGACCAAGCUGGUGUUUGACGACGACGGCAACGCUCACUCGCUGUACGAGCUGCAGGAUGAGGACGACUUCAAGCAGGAGGGCCCCGCCGCGCGCCUGCGUGAGGAGUUCGUCGAGACCGAGGCCACCAAGGUCCGCGAGGCCGACGUCGAGGACAAGCAGGCCGCCAAGGACCGGCGGCGGGAGAAGCGCGACCGCGCAAAGGCCCGCGAGCGCGGCGAGGAGCUCGCCCAGCUCGAGCAGCAGACGGCCCGGCUGGGUGAUAGCGACGAGGACGAGAUGGACGAGGAUCCCCUGGCGCUGCUGAGGUCGCUGCCGAUGCCCGACGACAGGGACAAGGUUGACAGUGAUGGCGGCGACGACGAGCCGCCAAAGAAGAAGGCCAAGAAGUGGUUCCAGGACGACUCAGAUGAUGAGCGCGCCCAGCUUGCGGCCAAGAACAAGAAGAGUGGUAAGAAGGUCAUUGAGAUGGACCACGAGCCCGACAAUCUGCAAGACCUCGAGGCGCUGGCUGCUGGCUUGUUGGACUAGAGUCGGGGGUUUAUGUAGGCACUUUGUGUGCUGGGCUAGCUUCUGGAUUUACUGCCGUUGUAGACGGUAGAUCAAGACGUAAUUGUAAAGCGGUUACAGGUUUCCUUUUCUCGGGGAUCAAAUUUUUAUAAACAAUACCACGAAUAUUUCCGGAAACACAAACCCAC
Molecule: messenger RNA, 2653 nt
Organism: Lasiosphaeria miniovina
Lineage: Eukaryota; Fungi; Ascomycota; Sordariomycetes; Sordariales; Lasiosphaeriaceae
Product: P-loop containing nucleoside triphosphate hydrolase protein
Exons: 2
Coding region: 60-2486 (808 amino acids)
Biological process (GO): rRNA processing
Cellular component (GO): nucleus
Molecular function (GO): nucleic acid binding; ATP binding
Source: RefSeq, a predicted model, not a curated record